AUGACAGAAACUGUUGUGGCCCUUGUCGUCAACGAGUUGGUUCAAUUGAUUGUUCAUGAAUCAAACUUGCUCACGGGUGUCCACCAGGAAGUCGUGGACAUUAAAGAUGAACUAGAGAGCAUACAAGGUUUCCUCAAAGAUGUCGAUAAAGGAGACCUCCAAGAUGGCGUCAAAAUGUGGGUGAAACAAGUGAGAGAAGCGGCUUAUCAUAUAGAAGAUGUAAUAGAUGAAUACGUUCUUCACGUGGCACAACUUUCAAAGAUUCAAGAUAUCAAAAUAUCAAUCCGUGAAAUUAAGGAAAGAAGUGAAAGAUAUGGUUUUAGUUUCUCAAAGCAAGGAUCAAGUAAUUAUGCAGCAAAUGUUGCAUGGCAUGACCCUCGAGCAGGUGCACUUUUCAUUGAAGAAGAUGAAGUUGUGGGGAUUGAGUCAAGCAGGGAUGAACUCGUAAGCUGGUUGGUGGGGGAAGCAUCGAAACGCUCUGUGAUGUCGGUGGUCGGCAUGGGCGGAAUUGGCAAGACAACUCUUGCUAAGAAAGUAUACGAGAAUGAAUCAGUGAAGGGACAUUUUGACUGUCGUGUUUGGAUCACUGUGUCUCAAUCAUGUAACGUCCAGAAGAUACUCAUGUCCAUGAUAGACCAAAUCUACCAAGCAAAAGAAACUACUCUGGAGCAAGUAGACAUGAUAGACGAGAUCACGCUAAUUACACAGCUCAGGAAAUAUUUACAGCAAAAGAGGUAUGUUGUGUUUUUUGAUGAUGUCUGGAAAACAAAGUUUUGGGAAAUUGUGAAACAUGCUUUGCCAUACAAUGGCAGAGGCAGCAGGAUUAUCAUCACAACACGUAGUGAUCUCAUUGGUGCCUUUUGUAAGGAAUCUUUUUCCGACCAAGUCCACAAGCUACAACCUUUAUCUCAAGAUAAGGCUUGGGAAUUGUUUUGUAAAAAGGCAUUCUGGAGCGAGUUUCAGGGUUGUUGUCCCAAAGAAUUGGUGAAAAUGUCGAUGGACAUUGUCAGAAAAUGUGAAGGCUUGCCACUUGCAAUUGUUUCCAUCGGUGGUCUUCUGUCAACAAAGGAGAAGGUGCCAUUAGAAUGGAAAAAGUUGCAUGAUAACCUUAAUUCAGAGUUAGAAUUUAAUCCCCACCUUACAAAGAUUACAAAAAUUCUCUCUCUUAGUUAUGAUGACCUUCCAUGCUACUUAGAGUCUUGUUAUUUGUACUUUGGCAUUUUUCCAGAGGACUACUCAAUCACUGGUGUAAGAUUACUUUGGUUAUGGGUAGCUGAGGGCUUUAUAAAAGGAAAGAAGGGCAAAACAUUGGAGGAUGUAGUGGAAGAGUCUUUCAUUGUUAAAUUUUUUAGAAAGUUCAAGCUUUUGAAAGUGUUGGAUUUUGAAGAUGCUCUUAUUGAUUUUCUUCCUCAAGAAGUGGAGCAUAUUGCUCUAAAAGGGCGAUUGGAGAAGUUGCCCAAUUGGAUUCCAGAGCUUCAGAAUCUGAGCACACUACUCUUAUUUUUCACAUCAUUAGAGGAAGACCCAUUGUCAUGUGUCCAAGUUUUACCUAAUCUAAAUACCCUUUCUCUCAAUCACGCAUAUGAUGGGGAGCAGCUGCAUUUUGAGAAUGGCGGUUUUCGAAUACUCAAGAAGCUUACACUCAGAGGGUUGAAAAGAUUAAAGAUGGUGGAAAUAGAUAAAGGAUCACUACCCAUUCUUGAACAAUUAGAUAUUGGGCCAUGCUCACAAAUGAAAGAGGUACCCUCUGGAUUCUUGCACCUGAAAAGCCUAAAGAUUCUCGACUUCUAUGAAAUGCAAGUAGAAUUUGUGUUGUGUAUGCUACCAGAUGGAGGCCAAGAUUUUUGGAAAGUCAAGAAGGUAACUACUAUCCAUGUCAUGUAUAGGAUUAAAAGGGAACGAUAUCAAAUAUACAAGCUCAAUGAAUCAGACUUGUUGGAGCGUCUACAAGAAUCAGUAUUGGAGGAAUAA
This is a messenger RNA of Corylus avellana, 1971 nucleotides long. NCBI's taxonomy places the organism in Eukaryota, Viridiplantae, Streptophyta, Magnoliopsida, Fagales, Betulaceae. The record is from RefSeq and is a predicted model, not a curated record.